Messenger RNA from Solea solea (common sole), 5179 nucleotides. RefSeq lists its product as uncharacterized. Gene Ontology annotation, biological process: DNA integration. Gene Ontology annotation, molecular function: zinc ion binding; nucleic acid binding. The coding region runs from base 12 to 4931 and encodes 1639 amino acids. The transcript has a single exon. The record is from RefSeq and is a predicted model, not a curated record. NCBI's taxonomy places the organism in Eukaryota, Metazoa, Chordata, Actinopteri, Pleuronectiformes, Soleidae.
ACAGGCUCCCGAUGCCAGAACCAUCUUUAUUCACUGGUGACCCAAUCCAGUUUAUCGAGUGGAAAGCCUCAUUCAUAUCGCUCAUAGACAAAAGGAAUAUUUCCUCAGCUGACAAACUGCAUUAUCUGAGAAAGUAUGUGGGAGGUCCAGCUCGAAAGACACUCGAUGGUAUCUUUUAUAGAAGUGAUGACAAUGCUUAUAAAGAUGCAUGGAACCGUCUCAACGAAAGGUAUGGUCAGCCCUUCAUUAUUCAGAGAGCUUUUAGAGAAAAACUGGCAAAGUGGCCAAGGAUUCAGCCAAAGGAUGCAGAAGGACUGAGAACAUUUGCUGAUUUCCUACACUCAUGUCAAGAAGCCAUUCCUCAUGUUAAAGGGCUUGAUAUUUUGAAUGACUGUGAAGAAAAUCAAAAACUGAUUCAAAAACUUCCAGAUUGGGCAGCAUCGCAGUGGAACCGAAAAGUCACACAAUCCUUGAAAGACAGGCAGGAGUUUCCUAACUUCCAGGACUUUGUCGGCUUCAUGUUAAUGGAGGCAGAGAUCGCCUGUAAUCCUAUCACCUCAUUCCAAGCCCUCCACUCAUCACAGCCCAGUGUAGAUAAACAUUAUCUGAAGGAAAGGAAGUCUAAAUCCAGUGUUUUCCAUACACAGACAGUUACAGAGGCUGAAACUCCAGAGCAGUUAAAAACAGAUUUAAAGCCACCAUGCAUGUUCUGUCAAGACUGUAAACAUCGCCUGCACUGCUGUCCUGGGUUCAAAAGAAAAUCUCUGGAUGAAAGAAGAAAAUAUGUAAAAGAAAAGAGACUAUGCUUUGGUUGUCUGAAGCCAGGACAUAACGCAAAAGACUGUCGUCACCGACACUCAUGUGACAGCUGCAAAGGAAGACAUCCUACACUCCUACAUGACGACGGCUACACUAAAACCAAAACCAUACCAGUUCCAAAUCAGAUCAGCGGAGACGAAGCAGCAACCACAUUGUCUCUCAGCGUGGAAACAGAGGAACCAUCGGCUAACACUUCAAUGAUCGUGCCAGUGUGGGUUUCCUCCAUCAGUAAUCCAGGUAUGGAAAGGCUUGUUUAUGCUCUUCUGGACACUCAGAGUGAUACAGUUUUCAUUGAACAGGAAGUUAACAACAGCUUACAAACUGAGACACAUCCUGUGAGACUGAAGCUAACUACAAUGAUUGGUAAAGAUGCACUAAUACACAGUCAAAGGGUCUCAGGUCUCAGAGUGAGAGGUUACUACUCCAACAUCCUCAUUGAUCUCCCUCCUACAUACACAAAGGACUGCAUACCAGUGAACAGAACACACAUUCCUACCUGUGAAACGGCAAGGCACUGGAAUCAUCUCACCACAAUAGCAGAUGAAAUCCCACCACAGCUAGAAUGUGAAGUUGGUCUUUUGAUAGGCUACAAUUGCUCAAGGGCACUGGCACCACGGCAGGUAAUACAUGGAGGAGAUGGUGAACCCUACGCAGUUCGCACAGACUUAGGAUGGAGUAUUGUAGGUUGUUCAUCACCACACCAUGACUCACCAAGCAUCACCAACAUGUGCCACAGAGUAGUUAUAAAAGAGUUUCCUCCAGUGACUCCAGCUGAUGCAAUCAGAGUUCUGGAGUCUGACUUUAAGGAUACCAGUAAGGAUGGAAAGGCUGUGUCUCAGGAUGACAUCCUCUUUCUGAAUGUGCUAAAGGAAGGAAUUCAGAUGAACACCCAAGGUCACUAUGAGAUGCCACUCCCCUUUAAAGAAAGACCCUACCUCCCUGACAAUAAACAACUAGCCGUUGUCCGGCUCAGUCAUGUUAAAAGAAAGCUGCUGAGAGAUGAAAAGUACAAGGAACAUUAUGUGAAGUUCAUGAACGAGGUGAUUGAAAAGGGUGAGGCAGCGGAAGUAUGUGAGCAAGGAAAGAAAGGAGAGAAGUGGUAUAUUCCCCAUCAUGGAGUCUAUCACUCCAAAAAACCUGACAAACUUCGUGUGGUUUUUGAUUGCUCCGCUAAAUACAAGGGAACAAGCCUGAAUGACCAUCUUCUGUCAGGCCCAGACUUACUGAAUAGCCUAAUCGGUGUACUCAUCAGAUUCAGACAGCACCAUGUAGCACUGAUGUGCGAUAUUGAAAAAAUGUUUCAUCAGUUCCAUGUGUGUGAAGCUGACAGAGACUAUCUACGUUUCCUCUGGUGGAAAAAUGGCGACCUGCAUGCGGACCCACAGGAGUUCCACAUGAAGGUUCAUCUGUUUGGUGCUGCAUCCUCACCAGGAUGCGCCAACUAUGGACUGAAACAACUUGCUAAAGAUCAUGAGACCCAAUUUCCCCUUGGCUCUGAGUUCAUCAUGAAAGACUUUUACGUUGAUGACGGUGUCACCAGCACAGCAAGCGUAGAUGAAGCUAUUCAGCUUGCAAAGGAAGCUCAGGAGCUCUGUUCUAUGGGUGGGUUGAGGCUGCAUAAGUUUGUGUGCAACAACAGAUCAGUACUGGAUAGUAUUCCGUCAACGGAGCAUGCUACUGAAGUGAAGGCUCCAAACCUGGCCUUCAACGAUUCAACGCUUGAGAGGGCCUUAGGUAUCCACUGGCACAUUGAAUCGGAUACUUUCAGAUUUCGUGUCUGCCUUAAAGACCAGCCAGCAACACGACGUGGCAUACUAUCAACAGUAGCCUCCCUCUAUGAUCCACUGGGCUUUGUUGCCCCUUUUCUGCUCACCGGGAAAAAGGUGCUUCAGGAAAUGUGCAGGCAUGGCACAAGCUGGGAUGACCCCCUCCCCAGUGAACUGCAACCAGUAUGGGAGCGCUGGAAGAAUGAUCUUGCAAAUUUGGAGGAAAUCACCAUACCGCGCUGCUAUGUGCCCGUCGGCUUUGGAAAAGUCAUGAAAAAAGAGCUACAUCACUUUUCCGAUGCAAGCACAUAUGGCUAUGGCCAGUGUUCUUACUUGAGAUAUGUAAAUGAAGAUGAAAGUGUUCACUGUGCUCUGGUUAUGGGAAAGUCCAGAGUAGCUCCUAUUAAAGUCACGACUAUCCCCAGGCUGGAGCUGACAGCUGCUGUUGUGUCGGUCGCAGCAAGCAACACCCUAAAGGAGGAGUUUGGUUUGGCAGAUAUUGAUGAAUACUUCUGGACGGACUCCAAAGUGGUCUUGGGGUACAUCAAUAACGAGGCACGUCGUUUCCAUACAUUCGUAUCAAACCGAGUACAGAAAAUACACCUCAGCACAGCACCCCAGCAGUGGAGAUAUGUCUCUACCAACAAUAACCCAGCAGAUCUUGCCUCUAGAGGUUCAAAUGCAAGUGAGAUUCUCACAUCAAGGUGGCUCUCAGGACCUCACUUCCUAUGGGAGAAGGAGAUUCCCCCAGCUGUAGAUGUCGUCACUGAAGUACAGAUUGGAGAUCCUGAAGUCAAAAGGAUUCAGACACUACACACAUGGACAUCUGAACAAGUGAGUCUUUCUGAUCGCUUGUCAAGGUUUUCUACGUGGUCAAGAGCAACUCAAGCCAUUGCUCGUCUCAUCCGUCGUGCUAGGGGUGAUAAAUCAACAGAUCACAGCACUGUACAGGAACGAGAGGACGCAUGGUGCAUCAUCAUAAAGGACCUUCAGACACAAGUAUACCCAGAAGAGAUAAAGUUGCUCAGUAAGACUACUCAAGUUUCUUCUCAGAGCAAACUGCAUCAGUUAGAUGCCUUUCUGGAUCAAGAUGGACUCCUCAAGGUGGGAGGAAGGUUAAAAAAUGCAUCCCUCCCUUCUUCAGUAAAGCAUCCAGUGAUCAUACCAAAGGAUCAUCCCAUCACCAAGAUGAUAAUUGCACAUUGUCACGAAAAUGUUCGACAUCAAGGAAAAUGUAUGACCAUCAAUGAGGUCAGAUCAAAUGGAUACUGGAUCCCAGGAAUCAAUAGAGCAGUGGCAGCUCACCUGCAUCAAUGUGUUACAUGUCGGAAACUCAGGAGAGUCACAGAAGAACAACGGAUGGCGGAUCUGCCUUCAGAGCGUGUAGACCCAUCACCACCCUUCACAUACUGUGGAAUGGAUUGCUUCGGUCCGUUCCUCACAAAACACGGACGCAAAGUGCAAAAGCGAUACGGCCUCCUUUUCACCUGCCUGUGCUGUCGAGCUAUCCACAUUGAAAUGUUAGACGACAUGUCAACAGAUGCCUUCAUUAACGGACUCCGUUGUUUCAUUGCCAUAAGAGGAGCAGUUCGCCAGUUAAAAUCUGAUCAAGGAUCUAAUUUCAUUGGGGCUAAAAACGAGCUAAAUGAGGCUCUUAAGCAAGUGGAUACAAAUCGUCUGACCACAUUUUUGGCUGACAGGCAGUGUGAUUUCAGCAUGAACGCCCCUCAUUCAAGCCAUGUGGGAGGUGUAUGGGAGAGGCAAAUUAGAACAGUGAAGAAUGUUCUUCGUUCCACUCUCUCGCUCUCACCAGGCAGGCUGGAUGAUUCCUCGCUGCGGACAUUUUUCUAUGAGGCCAUGGCUAUAGUGAACAGUCGUCCUCUGACAGUCGACAAUCUAAGUGAUCCAAAGAGUCCAGAGCCACUAACACCCAAUCACCUGCUCACUAUGAAAUCUAUCACAGCCUUACCACCUCCUGGCAGAUUCAUAAGAGAGGACAUGUAUGCUCGUAAGAGGUGGCGUCACGUUCAAUAUCUCUCAGAGCAAUUCUGGAGUCGCUGGAGAAAGGAGUACCUCUUUAAUAUUGCUACUAGACAGCGCUGGCAUACUCCUAGAAGAAACCUCAAGGUCGGCGAUAUUGUCAUGGAGAAGGCAGAUGAUCUGCCACGGAAUGAGUGGAAGUUGGCCAAAGUUAUAGAAACAGUGACUGAUACAGAUGGACUUGUGAGAAAGGUAAAGAUUCGUGUUGGAGAUCAAAAGAUGGGAAAGGAGGGACAUCGUUCUGGCAAGCCAUCCAUCGUCGAACGUCCUGUGCAGAAGCUGAUCCUGCUUUUAGAGACUGUUUAACCACCCUCUUCACUCCACAGAUAUAUCCUUUGCAGUAUGAAGAGUUUUUCAUGGGCAUUAUCAUUGACUAAAGUUUUAAGGGUCAAAGGUCAGAUUGAGUCAUAAAAUUAUUCAUGCUUUGUACCCCAUAUUGUUUUGAAAAGCACUCAUAAUUUGGUGGGAGUGUAAAUGACCUUUAAUAUGCCACAGUGUAUUUUCAUAAUGUUUCAUUUCCAUAGUUAUUUAUUUUAUAAGUAAUCUCCUUGAAA